This is a messenger RNA of Chrysochloris asiatica (Cape golden mole), 3212 nucleotides long. It is a transcript of the gene ZNF384, whose product is annotated as zinc finger protein 384. Gene Ontology annotation, molecular function: RNA polymerase II cis-regulatory region sequence-specific DNA binding; DNA-binding transcription factor activity, RNA polymerase II-specific. The record is from RefSeq and is a predicted model, not a curated record. The coding region runs from base 289 to 2022 and encodes 577 amino acids. Lineage: Eukaryota; Metazoa; Chordata; Mammalia; Afrosoricida; Chrysochloridae. Gene Ontology annotation, cellular component: nucleus. Gene Ontology annotation, biological process: regulation of transcription by RNA polymerase II. The transcript has 12 exons.
CUCCCGGAAGUGACUCGGCCUUGCACCCCCCCUCCCCCCGCCCGCUUUUCCCAUUACCGCCCCCCACAUUGCUAUUUCCCUCCCUCCCCCCUUUUGGUUUCCGGCUCCCGCCUUCUCCGUGCAGCGGCUCUACUCUAAGCCUUUGGGGGGGGGGAGGGAGGGAGGGAGGGGGGCGUGGAGGAACUGGAGUUCUUGGGAGUACGAGUGGCAGCACCACUUCCGGAAAGUUCUGGAGCCCUGGAAAGGAGAAGGAAUAAAACGGCAGGAGGAAGAGAGAGAGAGGGUAGAAUGGAAGAAUCUCACUUCAAUUCUAACCCGUACUUUUGGCCUUCUAUCCCCACAGUGUCGGGACAGAUUGAGAACACAAUGUUCAUCAAUAAGAUGAAGGAUCAACUGUUGCCAGAGAAAGGUUGUGGGCUGGCUCCACCUCACUACCCUACCUUGCUGACUGUGCCUGCCUCAGUGUCCCUGCCUUCAGGCAUCAGUAUGGACACAGAAUCCAAGUCAGAGCAGCUGACCCCACACAGCCAGGCGUCCGUUACCCAGAAUAUUACUGUGGUCCCUGUGCCGUCUACAGGACUUAUGACUGCUGGAGUCUCCUGUUCUCAGAGGUGGAGAAGAGAAGGGAGUCAAUCAAGGGGUCCAGGUUUGGUAAUCACGUCCCCCUCAGGCUCUCUUGUGACCACAGCCUCAUCAGCUCAGACCUUCCCCAUUUCGGCUCCCAUGAUUGUCUCAGCUCUUCCCCCUGGCUCACAAGCUCUGCAGGUGGUCCCUGACCUCUCCAAGAAGGUAGCAUCAACCCUAACAGAAGAAGGAGGCGGAGGUGGUGGUGGAGGUGGCAGUGUGGCUCCUAAAGCCCCCCGGGGCCGGAAGAAGAAGCGGAUGCUGGAAUCAGGGCUUCCUGAGAUGAAUGACCCUUACGUCCUCUCCCCUGAGGAUGAUGAAGACCAUCAUAAAGACGGCAAGACUUACAGGUGCCGGAUGUGCUCACUGACAUUCUACUCAAAGUCGGAAAUGCAGAUCCACUCCAAGUCACACACCGAGACCAAGCCCCACAAGUGCCCACAUUGUUCCAAGACCUUUGCCAACAGCUCCUACCUGGCCCAGCACAUCCGUAUCCACUCAGGGGCUAAGCCCUACAGUUGUAACUUCUGUGAGAAAUCCUUCCGUCAGCUCUCCCACCUUCAGCAACACACCCGGAUCCACUCCAAGAUGCAUACGGAGACCAUCAAGCCUCACAAGUGCCCGCACUGCUCCAAGACCUUCGCCAACACAUCCUACCUGGCCCAGCACCUCCGUAUCCACUCGGGGGCCAAGCCCUACAACUGUUCCUACUGCCAGAAGGCCUUCCGCCAGCUCUCCCACCUCCAGCAGCACACACGAAUUCACACCGGCGAUAGACCAUACAAAUGUGCACACCCAGGCUGUGAAAAAGCCUUUACACAGCUCUCCAAUUUGCAGUCCCACAGGCGGCAGCACAACAAAGAUAAACCCUUCAAGUGCCACAACUGUCAUCGGGCGUACACAGAUGCAGCCUCGCUAGAGGUGCACCUCUCCACGCAUACGGUGAAGCAUGCCAAGGUGUACACCUGUACUAUCUGUAGUCGGGCGUAUACAUCGGAAACGUACCUUAUGAAGCAUAUGCGCAAACACAACCCUCCUGAUCUCCAGCAACAAGUUCAAGCAGCGGCAGCAGCAGCAGCAGUGGCGCAGGCCCAGGCUCAGGCCCAGGCCCAGGCCCAGGCCCAGGCCCAGGCCCAGGCCCAGGCCCAGGCCUCCCAGGCAUCACAGCAGCAGCAGCAGCAGCAGCAGCAACAGCAACAGCAGCAGCAGCCACAACCACCACACUUCCAGUCUCCUGGGGCAGCCCCCCAAGGUGGGGGUGGUGGGGACAGCAACCCCAACCCUCCACCUCAGUGUUCCUUUGACCUGACCCCCUAUAAGACGGCGGAACAUCAUAAGGACAUCUGCCUCACUGUCACCACCAGCACCAUCCAGGUGGAGCACCUGGCCAGCUCUUAGAGACCUGUGCUACCACCCACUAGGAAGAGGGAAAGGAAGUCUGGUCCCUUUUUUCUCCAACAUCUCUUGGUGGGAAAAGUCCUCUACCUUGACCGGCCUUGGCUCCAUCUCCUUAGGCCUCAAGCACGGCCUUUCAUCACAGGAUGCCAUCCUUAUCUUCAAAAGGAACAUCAGCCCUCCUGAUUGGCAAAAGAAUACUGAGCUGGUAGUGUAAUCCAGCAGCCUCCCCUCCCAAGCAUAGCUUUUGAAAAUUGGGGGUUGGUGCUCAAGGGAGGGAUUUGCUAUGACCUCAUAGAAACUUGUAGGCACUUACCCUCUCUUUAAUCCUCAUCCUCAAAAGUUUGGGCUGAUAGAAGAUUGGCCCUUCCAGAUAUCAGAGAAGAGAGCGCUAAAUGCAACCAGCCUCCUGUUCUGUUCUUGCCUGCAAAAGAACAGCGGUUUUUCAAAUCCCCUAACCCUGGGGGCCAUUUAUUCCCCUAAAUGGUCUCUCACUUCAUUUCCUACCUAAUGCUGGAGGAAGCAGCUCUGGGUGGGAAUCAGACCUCCCUUUAUUUAUAAGAGGGUAAGGGCUGAGAUGUGGUCCCCAAGGGGCCAGAGAUUCCCAAGGUUGGUAAAGGGUGGCUUAGAAGUGUGGGUUAUGGUUUUCCUUGGAGCUGUUCUCCCCCUUCUCUGUCAACCAAGGCUCUGUGCCCUCAGUCUCCCUAUUCUAAACCUCAAAGAGCUUUGGGAGCUUUGUGUUCUCUAUGAAACCCCAAAAGAAUGGGGAUGUUACAGAGAAGGGAGAGUUCAGGGCAAACCCAAGGACUGGACUUAACUUCCUAGGUGCCACGGUCAGUUACCGGACACGGAUUUAUAUAUAAAUAUAUAUAUAUAUAUAUAUAUAAAUAUAUAUAUACCCACUCAUCACAGUCAUCUUUGUUGUAACCAUUUCUGUGUUUAUAAAUGCAUUAUCUCUGAGAAUUUUCAUAUUUGAUGUUUAUUUUUAUUUUAUUUUUGUCUUGAUUUUCUUUUCCACCCUGUCCCUCUGGCCAUAGCAUUCUUAUUUCCUUUUUUUUAAAUCAUGGCAGAUUUCAGAGAAAAAAAAAAUCAGGAAACCAGUUGUUACAAAGCAAUUUAAAAUGAAGAAAAAAAAAUGUACAAAACAAGGGGUGUUUUUAGAAUAUUGUAUAGAAAUAAAUUUGUGUAAAAGG